AGACGGGCCAGUUGUGGGGCUCUGACCCCCUGCCAUUGUCUAGGGGUGAAUGUUUACAGCUCCUGAAGCCCCACUGGGCGUGUGCUACAGGGUGCUCUGUUAGUUUGCUGUCUAUAGGCAGCUUGUGUUAACCAGCUCAAUUAGACCCUCUACCUUGUAGCAAAGACAGAGGGCUUUCUGUAUCCUGGGUUCUUGCCUUGGUGUACUGGAAGAAUCAGAUCACACAUGGGAGAAUGAGUGCGAAGUUUUAUCCAGUGGAAGUAGCUCUCCGCCAAUGGAGGAGCCAGAAGGGAGAUGGUUUUCCCCUGGCCUUGCGGUGCUCAGAGGCCCUGGCUCUUCUCCAACUGCCCCGGCCAAACUCUGCCUCAUCCUGCUGGUCGAUGGCCUGCUGGGUCAAUGGCCUGCCGGCCUGCCAGUGCCUGUCGGUGUGCUUUCCUGCCAGUGUGCUCCUCUGGAAGCCCUCUGACUACCAGCCGCUUGUCUCUUCUUCUGCAGUUGAGAAAUAGACGGUCCACAGCAGACAACUUAGAAUGGAAUAAGGGAGAUGUGUUUGAGGCACUACCAUUGGAAGAUGUGCUGGGGAGAAGCCCAGCCCAGCAACAUGCGGCAGGACCACAUCUCGGCAGAGCUGAAGACAGAGACGUUGCAGCCACAAGGACAACUGGCAUGCCUCACAUUCCUCAGUGUUGAAAACAAUAAAAGGAGGGGGAAUGAGAGAAAAAUCAAAUUUCUACGAAGAGAUGUCAGCAGUAAAUUUAAUGCAGGUGCAAUAUUCUCCAAACAA
Molecule: messenger RNA, 784 nt
Organism: Pan troglodytes (chimpanzee)
Lineage: Eukaryota; Metazoa; Chordata; Mammalia; Primates; Hominidae
Exons: 3
Coding region: 295-690 (131 amino acids)
Source: RefSeq, a predicted model, not a curated record